CCCAUCAAUAUUUCCUUUUUUUUUUUUCUUCUGGUUCCAUGUGAAUGAAUGCACGUGGACAUCAAAUCAACGUUUAAAUACAGUUGAAUUCAAUUAAAACAAAAUCACCCCUCCACCCUUUCAUUAACUCCUCCCUAUUUUCUUUCCUUUUUGUCGUAAAAUCAUUCUCUGUUCUUUCUUUCCGUUGCCUUAUUCCCGAUCACGCUCCAACCCCGCUCCCCGGGAGCCUGCAAUGUGUGUUUGUUUUGCGUUGUGUGUGUAUGUGUAGGUAUUGAUUCAGUGGAGAAAAGGGGAAAAGGCCGAAAACGAAAAGAGUGGAGAGUUCUUUCUGUUCACGUCUCUCUUUCCUUGUUUUUUUUCUUUUUUUUCAUGUUUUUCUGUGGUUGUUCUUUUGUAUCGUAUUGGGUCAGCGUUGAUGCUUCUUAGGUAUUCUUGAAUAACUCGAACGACUUUGGGGUUCUCUAGGCGAGCCAUUCUCGAGAUACUAAAGCUUGAGUGUGGAUACGAGGAGUGAUCUGAAAGCACCCAUCAGUUUGUUUCCGCCGAUCAGUGCUUGUGGUGCGUAAAUAUCUACAAGGACAGAAGAUGACGUUGCUGAUGACCUAGAAGGGUAAAGUUCAUGGUACAGCGUGGAGAGAAUUAUUAUUGUGCAGAAAGUUAAAGCCCAUGCUACAGUUUUCAGACAAUUCUUGUUCUGUAGGUGCUUCAAAGACUCCAACAAAUUUAUCACAGCGAAUGGGAACUAGUGCUCGUGUAUUUUUCCAAUCUGAUUCUUAUCGCGUCUCAAAUGAUGCUUCACUUUUCUCAAGUUCACUGCCUGUUCUUGCCCAUGAAAAGUCGAACUUCACUGAAUUAAAGCAUGAUGCUCAAUUCGUGGAUGACUCCUCGCCUAGUUUGAUUGGCCUAUGUCCAGAUUCAGAGGGCAAGAAAUUGCUUGAAGAGGGUGAGAAUCAUGAAGUUGGAAGGUUCCUCCCUGACGAUGAGGAUGAACUCCUAGCUGGGAUGAUAGAUGGCUAUGACGUUAGUUGGUUGCCCAAUCUUGUGGAUGACGUGGAAGAAUGUGAUGUUUUUGGCAGUGGAGGAGGUUUGGAAUUGGAAUCUGAUUCACAAGAUAGCUUAAGAGUUGGUGUUUCUAAAUUGAGUUUAUUUGAUGAUGGUGUUGCCAACGGAGUAGCUCAUGUUAAUCUUACUAAUGGUGUUGGUACUAUUGCUGGAGAACAUCCUCUAGGAGAGCAUCCUUCUAGAACGUUAUUCGUCCGUAACAUUAACAGUAAUGUUGAGGAUGCAGAGCUUAGAGCUCUCUUUGAGCAAUAUGGUGAUAUCAGAACAAUGUAUACUACAUGUAAGCAUAGGGGCUUUGUGAUGAUAUCUUAUUAUGAUAUACGUGCGGCUCGAACUGCUAUGCGGUCAUUGCAGAAUAAGUCACUCCGGAGGAGAAAGCUGGAUAUUCACUUCUCGAUCCCUAAGGAGAACCCAUCUGACAAGGACAUCAAUCAAGGAACCUUGGUAGUAUUUAAUUUGGAUCCAUCAGUUUCUAAUGAUGACCUUCAACAUAUUUUUGGGGCUUAUGGCGAGGUCAAAGAGAUAAGGGAAACACCACACAAGAGGCAUCACAAAUUUAUUGAAUUUUAUGACGUUAGAGCUGCGGAAGCUGCACUUAAAUCCUUAAACCGAAGCGAUAUAGCCGGGAAACGCAUAAAGCUGGAACCCAGCCGCCCUGGUGGAGCACGUCGAAGCUUGCUGCUGCAUCUAAAUCAAGAGCUUGAACAAGAUGAAAGGAAUUUGCAUCGAGUAGGUUCACCACUUGAGAAUUCUCCCCCUGGUAAUUGGCCACAGCUUGGCAGCCCUAUGGAGCGGAAUUCUCUCCAGAACUUCAGUAAAUCACCUGUAUUUAGCUCUUUCAGUCCUCCUGUAGGCAACAGUUUACCUGGAUUAGCUUCAGUUCGGCAAUCUCAAGUGCCAAACCAGAGGGUCACGCCCACAGGAAAAGAUUUGCUAAGAGGCCCUCAUUUGGAACACAUAUUUUCAAAUGAAAAUUCAAACUGCCGAGGUAUCUUUGACCAAUCUCAUUCAUUCCCAGAGCAGAAGUUGAGUCCGUAUAGUGGACCUGUUUCUUCUUUUGGUGCUUCCGCUUUCAACACACCCAGAGCUCAGACCAUGAGAUUCCCUUUUAUGCACGGUGGAAAUAGUGGCUUUCCUAUACCAAAUCUUCAUGGAUCUUUCUGCAGUUCUUCUCAGCUCCAACAGCAGCGUCACCAGUACCAUAUUGGAUCUGCGCCAUCUGGUGUCCCUCUUGAACGACAAUUUGGUUACUUUCAGGAGUCAUCAAAAGCAUCAUUGAAGAGUCCCAGUUUUGAUGGUGUAGCUCCAAUUUAUAAGGAUCGGAGUUUCACGGGUAAUAUGGUUUCUCCAAGACUAAGUCCCGUGUUUCUUGGUAAUGGUCAUUUUCCAGGAGUUGCAGUCUCUAACAUGGAGGGUUUGGCUGAACGUGGAAAGUCCCGACGCAUUGAAAGCAAUGGAACCCAAAUAGACAACAAGAAACAGUUUCAACUUGAUCUUGAUAAGAUUAGGAGUGGUGAAGAUACUCGAACGACCCUGAUGAUUAAAAAUAUCCCCAACAAAUACACAUCCAAGAUGUUGCUGGCCACCAUCGAUGAACAUCACCAGGGAACGUAUGAUUUUCUCUAUUUGCCCAUCGAUUUCAAGAAUAAAUGCAAUGUGGGUUAUGCAUUUAUCAACAUGUUGUCACCAUUGAACAUUAUCCCAUUUUAUGAGGCAUUCAAUGGGAAGAAGUGGGAGAAAUUCAACAGCGAGAAAGUGGCCUCUUUGGCAUUCGCUCGAAUUCAGGGAAAAGCAGCCCUUGUGGCCCAUUUCCAGAACUCAAGUUUGAUGAAUGAAGAUAAACGUUGCAGACCGAUUCUCCUUGAUUCAGAAUCCCCGGAACUUAACAAUAAGCUCAUCAAAGAAAAUCCUGCUGCUGGUCAGUCAAAUGGAGAAGAGAACAACACCUCCUUUGUGAACGAGAGAUAACGACCGUGUGGAAGCUACCGUCUUGAGAAGUGGCUGCUCUUGUUUCAAGUGUACAAAAUUAGGACCAUGUAAAUCCAAAAAGAAAAGAUUAGCUUCUGCUUUGUUGUCAUUGUUUGCUACUUCAUAUUGAUGGAAAUUUUGGACAAGAAACCGUUCCAUUGAUGUGAAGUUGAUUCGAUACUUUUGUAUCAAUGUGAAGUUGAUUCGAUACUUUUGUAAUGAGACGGAUGGAAAAUUUUAGGGUAAAAAUUGGAGUUUUGAAGGUUGGUCGAA
Molecule: messenger RNA, 3303 nt
Organism: Sesamum indicum (sesame)
Lineage: Eukaryota; Viridiplantae; Streptophyta; Magnoliopsida; Lamiales; Pedaliaceae
Product: protein MEI2-like 5
Molecular function (GO): RNA binding
Source: RefSeq, a predicted model, not a curated record